Molecule: messenger RNA, 1084 nt
Organism: Asparagus officinalis (garden asparagus)
Lineage: Eukaryota; Viridiplantae; Streptophyta; Magnoliopsida; Asparagales; Asparagaceae
Exons: 7
Coding region: 294-1007 (237 amino acids)
Source: RefSeq, a predicted model, not a curated record
UGUGGAUAUAGAUAUCGACCAAGAAGAACUUGAUGCAGGUAGGACAGCCGACGACCAUGAGUCGCUCGCUUCCCGUCGUGCGAGAUUCAGGCCUGGUGGCCAAGCUCCUACCCAGGUUGAUACACGUGGCCAGUCCACGCACGAACGACCCGUUGGUUCUAUGAGGGGUGAUAUUCCGAAAAAGAAAAAGAUCGCUCAUAAACCACACGUUGGUCAGCACUCCUAUGAAGUGGAUUUAGGAGACUUCGCCGACAGGGAGGAAGGUAAUACUUCGUCGUUUUCAUUGCUUUAAGAUGACUUACCUUCUGGGAUUCGUAAUCAUGUUUUAUGUUCCAGGGUUCUUUGAAGAGGGCGAACUCCCAUUGUCUCCCGUAUUCACUGGUUCUGAUAAUAUGGAUAGCUUCAUGGAGCAGAUGUGCGAUGCCCUUCGUGACGGUUCUCUGGGUAUCGAUCUAAACAUUGAUCUUGGACAGGUGAAUAGUGUUGAGCCCACCGUUCCAUAUUCAGGUUGUCCUGCAGAUGUCGCGAUGGAAAAGCCAGCUGAGGAUCAGAUCUUUCAUGAUGUGGGCUUCGAGGAACAGAGGUGUGCCUCUGUACCAGGUUCCUCGGGACCCGACGCUGGAUUAUUAGCCGAUAUGUUGGCUGAGCAGGCCACCAGAAGAACCGUGGGACCACCCUUUGAGAGUGAUUCAUUCACAGCGCCAGUCAUUGGGAUUAACCCAAUAUCGAUUCCCGGCAUAUCUAGCUUACCUCGGAGUGACGGACUUGCAGGACCAGCCACUGGGACUGAUACCUUUAUGACUCCUGGUAUCCCUCUUGCAUCUGAGGACGAUGGACUUACAGGACCAGCCGUUGUGCCUGAUGCCACUACAGUUUCUGGGACUGAUAGUUUGCCUGAGAGCGGUGUCUCUCCGCCACAGCCGAGAGGUAUGACCGAUUUGCCUACAGGGGUUGAUAUACCCUCCAUGACUACUCCUGCAGUUAUUUCGGAACCUGUCAGAUUUUAGCCUGAGGGGACCUCCGUUGGCCUUGGAUCUCGAUCAUCUCUAUAUGAGCGUGUCCGCGCCCUCUUGGCUUAUACCGA